This is a messenger RNA of Hyalella azteca, 2127 nucleotides long. RefSeq lists its product as uncharacterized. The record is from RefSeq and is a predicted model, not a curated record. The coding region runs from base 1 to 2127 and encodes 708 amino acids. Lineage: Eukaryota; Metazoa; Arthropoda; Malacostraca; Amphipoda; Hyalellidae. The transcript has 5 exons.
AUGGCUACAAUCACUCAGAGCAUGUCUCUCGUGCCAGGAAUUGAGCUUUCACCUCAGGAAGCCAAUAGAUACAAGAACAUUUUUGCCGUCCAAGGUCCCAUGUGUAAAGUUUUCCGUGCCAUACUCAACUGGGAAUGCAGCGACAAGCAACAAAGUUUCAGUCAACUAGAGUGCCUUCUGAAAGAGGCCAAAGACAUUAGAAAUGCUGUUAUGCACGUCGCUGACGAUGCUGUCAAUCCUAUGAAGUUUGAUGAAAUUGUCAAAGUCAUGCAUGAUGUGAUAAAUGAAGCUGGUGAAGUGUACAGCAUCCCUGCUGAUGAAGUUACAAGUCUCAAAACUCAAAUAGAUGGGAUGUGGGAUGAAGUACGCGCAGAUAAUGAAAAAGUUAAGGCUUAUUGUUGCUUCUUACUGCAAACUUAUGGAAACAAAGAAGCCAAAGUCAUGUGGGAAGCGAUGUUGUCUGAAGAAAUUUUGCUCUUUGGCGAUGACAAAGUUGAACGCUCGAAAGUUUUCCAUUCCCUGGAAUUGACACUACAGAAACCUAAAGAUCAAACCGAAGACAAGAUCUCCUACACUGAACUCCUCGCUGGCAACGAUAAGUUUAUAGUAGUCAUUGGCGACUCAGGGUCUGGGAAAUCCACUUUGACCAAGAACUUGGUGAUACAGCACCAUGGUAUCUCAGAUGCAGAGGUAGAAAUGACCGAUCUGAAGAAUCACAAUUUGUUACUUUAUUAUGAAUGCAGGAAUGUUUCUGUAAAAGAAUUGACUGAUGUUGUAGAAGAAAACUUCGAAAAAGUGUGCCAGAAACUCGGCCCUAAAACUGUUAUCCAAGGAAUCACCGAGUCUAACCCUUUGAUUCUCAUUGAUGGCUAUGAUGAAUGUCAUAAAGACUCGUAUAAGGUUUUGCAACAGAUGGUGAACAAAAUGAGGAAACAUGAGUGUCGUGUGAUCAUCACCACCAGGCCAAGUGCGGCUGAAAAGCUCAAGAAUUUUCUGAAGCGAGAAGGCGUGAAGUUCCAAGAGUACGAGAUAUCAGAAAUCUGUCUUUUAGAUGACCAAUUGAGAUUUCUGGAGAAGUAUGAAAAACAUGCUCCUCCAGGUGCUGAGAAAGUUGUGAAGAGCUUCAGAUCUCUUGGACGGAACAUUCAAGAACUUUUUGUUCGUCCAAUUAAUUUGGUUCUCUUUUGUCACCUGGUCUGGAACUUUCCUGAAAGGAUAAAUGAUUUGAAAUCUCAUGCUGCUGUAGCUCAAGUCACAUAUGAUCUGUAUGAGAAAAUUAUUCAGUCAAAGCUGGCUGACCACUCCGUUGACAUGGAUGGCCUCAUCGAUUCUUUCUUCCAAGACUUGAGCAAUUUCUCCUUGAAGAUGAUUUGUGAUUGUCAUUUGGUUUUCCCUGAAAAUGAAGUCGUCGAUUUGAAACGCAGUAUCAGAUCAAAACUCGAAAAAUAUGGGGUGCUUGGGACGCUUGACCCUAAUGCUCUUCUGGGUGCUGUCUUGAAAAUAAAACGUCCAAUGAAAAAUUCGAAAUCGUGUACAUAUUUCUUUCAUCACAAGAGCAUACAUGAACUGUUUGCUUCCAAGCCUGUCUUAAUGGAGCUCCGUAAGAAUAAUGCAUUACCGCCCGUCCUGACGCCACAAAAAUUGAAAAAUGUCAGGCCGCUUGAAGUGCUCACGUGUGUGUUCAUGGAGCUGAGUGCUGCUGAGGAGUCCACUGUCUUCUGGAAUAACUGGCAGCUGCUGCGCGAUGCUGUGGGAGACGUUGGCUUGCAUUACUGGCAGAAAAUCUUGCUGAACUGUCCUGACUCGCAGCAUAUUGCUGCAGCGAUUGCUGGAGUCUACUUGGCAGACAGUGACAGUUGGAGCAUCAAUACAGCUGGAGACGUGAUGGCAGUUGCACUAAUGCUGCCACAUCAGCAACCUCGAGUCAUCAACAUCAAGAUGUCAGCUGCGGUGCUGCGCGCUGCAGGCACCAGCUGGUCUGACCUGGCGCGGCGUUACAAGGGACAACUGAAGCUGAACAUCGCACCAGCAGGAGUGACAGCAAGCCCCGAGCCCUGCGACGACCUGCUGGAGUGCCUCAAGGGCUCCAGUGAAGAACGCAUGCUCGGGGAUAAUAUGCGUAGUUGA